AUGCGGAAAGCAAAAUCUAAGUACUUUUGUGAUAAAAUCCAGGCAAGCUCUCAAAUGGGAGACAGUAAAAGCGGAUGGGCUUGGAUAAAUUCGCUCUUAGGAAGAAAGCAUAAGAAUGCAAAUGUUAAUGAGCUGAAAGUAAAUGAUGAUAUUAUUUCUGAUGAUAAAUCUAUUACUGAAACAUUAAAUGAAUAUUUUAUAAAUAUUGGAAUGAAGAUGGCUGCUGAAUCAGCAUGUCAAAGCACUGACGCUUUAAAUGAUCAAGUAAUUUAUGAAAGUACUGUGCUUCUUCCUAAAGAAAAUUUUCACUUCGCAGAUAUUACUAUAGAUAGUGUUUCCAAACGCCUACAAAAACUAAAUGUCUCAAAAGCGACAGGUAUGGAUGGAAUACCUGCGAAUAUUUUAAAACUGACAUCAACCCUUAUUGCUCCAUCUAUAACUUUUAUAUUUAACCUAUCGAUUAGAACUGGUAUUUAUAUAGAUGAGUGGAAAUUAGCUAGAGUUAUACCAAUUUGCAAAUCUGAGGAUAAGCGUAAAUGCGAAAAUUAUAGACCAAUUUCAAUUCUUCCCAUAAUAAGUAAAAUAUUUGAAGGGGAAGUUUUUACUCAAAUAUAUAGCUUUUUGAAUAAACAUGCGCUUCUGUCUAAAUUUCAAUCCGGUUUUAGACCAAAACAUGGAACCUUAGGUGCUCUUAUACAAAUGUGUGAUCAAUGGCUACAAGACAUGGAUGAAGGCAAAAUAAAUGGAGUUGUUUUUCUUGAUAUAUGUAAAGCAUUUGACUCGGUGAAUCACGAGAUAUUAUUGGAGAAGCUUGAAACCCAGUUUGGAAUUCACGACAUUGAAUUAAAAUGGUUCCAAUCAUACUUAAGGAAUAGAAAGCAAGUGUGUUCUGUUAAUGAUCAAACUUCUUCUGCAAGAACAAUAAUAUGCGGAAUUCCGCAAGGAUCCAUACUUGGUCCAUUAUUGUUUUUGCUAUAUAUUAAUGAUAUGCCUGACAUUUUAGAAAGGACAAUCCCAUGUCUUUAUGCCGACGACACUCAUACAUCUUCCUCUUCGCAUGAUUACGAUACAUUGAUUGACAAUUUGAAUAUGGACCUUUCCAGUAUUCAUAAAUGGCUUGCUAAAAACAAACUAAAAUAUCAUAGGAAAAAAACAAAAGUCAUGUUUAUUGGAUCUACGCAUAAUCUAAAUAAUAAAAUAGGAAAUAGACCAGUUGAGAUUAACAAAAUCCCAGUCCCACAAACCAAUACAUUUCAAUGUCUAGGUGUAAGUCUAGAUGAAAAAUUAAGUUGGGAGAAACAUAUUGAUUCUGUAUGCCAUAAGAUUAGCGCUGGAAUAGGAGCAAUUAAAAGAAUAAAACCUUAUGUUCCACACAAAACCUUACAUGAUGUCUACAAAACAUUAAUUCAGCCUCAUUUUGAUUACUGUUCUCCCCUGUGGGAUAACUGUGGUUUGGGACUUCAAGACAAAUUGCAAAAAUUCCAAAAUCGAGCAGCAAGGGUGAUUACCAGAGCUGACUACGAUGUAAGAUCGUCUGAAGUCCUAAACAAAUUAGGCUGGGAAACCCUGGCUAGGAGACGAGAACAAAACAAGCUAGUAUUGAUGUAUAAAGUCUUGGGGAACCACACUGCGCCAAACCUUAAAGAUCUUUUUUCUCAGAGAAAUGCAUCGCAGAAUAUUUAUGAUUUACGCAAUAGCGAAAAUGAUCUCUCGUUAAAAAAACCGAAAACGGAAUUUCUAAAGAAAACAUUUGGAUACAGUGGAGCAAUUCUAUGGAAUAGUCUCCCGCAAGAUGUCAAGGCGGCUGAGUCAAUUACGUCAUUUAAAACAAUGACGAAAUUGCAUUUAAGCAGAUGAUAAGCUCCAGGACCAAAUGAUGGGAGGACAAUUGCAAUAUAGAUUGUAGGCGGGAGGGGGGUUAGUUUUGCGUGAGGGUGGGUGGGUACUUGUUUAGGGGGUGGAGGUUUGGGAGGAAGAUGAUAAAAUUUUAGGGUGGGAUUCUUACAUAUUUUGUUCUAUAUAUAAUUAACAUUUAGCUCUUUGUGUGUAUACGCCCUUCGUGGAAACCAGUUGUAAAUAAUUGUCGAAGUUAGCGUAUUGAAAUAAAGUUUUACAUACAUACAUAAAGGCAGAGCAAUGGAUUCAAAAUCACAGUCGCCGGCAUCCGACGUUUAUUGUAAAUCGAAUUGCGGAGAUUCAAGAUGACUGUGACCCAUCUGAAUGGCGACACGUCCCUGGACGUCUAAACAUAGCGGACGUUGGUAGCUGCGGCCUCUGCCUUGCAAACCUUGAUCCAGAAUGCCGUUGGUUAAACGGGCCGGCCUUUCUGACACUACCAGCAGAAUUUUUGCCUGCAGACGUCGUCGUGCCUCAAGACGUUAGUCUGGCGACUGAAGUGACUAAUUCUUCCUGUGUCAGUGACGUCUUGAAAUACAGUCCCUUGAAUUCAACACAUUUCUAAUCAUGGCAUAAGCAGUUACGCCUAACUUGUUGGAUCUUGCAAUACACGAGUAACUGUUCCAAGAAAUCUCAAGAACGUGAAUUUGGCGCUCUAACCGUGACGGAAUACGCGAAUGCAAAACAGUUCUGGAUAAACGAGCUCAAAUGGAACGUUUUCCACUCGAAGCGCAUGGUUUUAAGGAGAAAAAAUCAAUCCCACGUCAGAGUCGUAUCCUAACCUUGUCUCCAUUUAUGGACAACGAGGGUAUAAUUUGUGCUGGUGGUUGUCUCUUGAAGGCACCCAUCCCUUGUUCCGCCCGACACCCUGUCAUACUCCCCGAGAAGGACGAUGUGACACGAAUUAUUAUCACAGAUUACCAUGAGCGUUUACGCCCCGAAGAAAAUGAGCAUGUCCGCAACGUCAUCCGGCAAGAGUACUGA
Molecule: messenger RNA, 2880 nt
Organism: Paramuricea clavata
Lineage: Eukaryota; Metazoa; Cnidaria; Anthozoa; Malacalcyonacea; Plexauridae
Source: the annotation of a GenBank genome assembly